UGUACCGUAAUCCCAUUAUCGGCCGUUGAAUGCACUCUCUCCCCCAAAAUGCACUCGCGGCCAGCUGCAUUCAUGUUAUUUUCAACAACAGCGAAUAUGGACGCCCUCAGCCUUGUCAUCGCGCUUUACCACAUUUUGGCACUGUUUUUGGUGGCCAAACACUUGUCUAGUUUCCUCUUCAAUUUUCUCGGCGCGCUCUACGUGCACUUCAUCGCCAAACUCAUUUGCAAACCUGUUGAUCUGACCACGCGCUACGGGAAAUGGGCAGUCAUCACCGGAGCCAGCAGUGGAAUUGGCAAAUACUACGCUUUGGAGCUGGCAAAAAAGGGGAUGAAUGUUGUGCUCAUCAGCAAAAAUUUGGAAAAGCUUAAAAAAGUUGAAGAAGAAAUAAAACAAGAAUGUGAAGUGGCUACAAUCGUGAUUGUGGCUGAUUUCACAGGCGGACAAGAAGUUUAUAAGAAAAUCUGGGAAGAUAUCUUAGAUCUGGAAAUUGGAAUACUAGUAAAUAACGUGGGCGCAUUGCCGCGUCGGGCGAUGCGACUCGAGGAAGCGCCUGUCCAGCAACUUUGGGACAUGGUAAUGGUCAAUGUGGGCACCGCGACGGCGAUGACGCAUCUUAUCUUGCCUGGCAUGAAGUACCGCGGAAGGGGCAUGAUUGUGAACCUAUCGUCUGCUGUACAUUCAGGACCUUGUCCAUACUUCUCCAUCUAUGCAGCUGCUAAGGCUUACAUUACAAGUUUUACAGAUGCAAUCAGGUUGGAGUGCGAAGGAUCAGGCGUUGAGAUACAAACUCUGCAUCCGUGGUACGUACGAAAGGACGCCAAGUCGGAGGUGACUACUAGUGAGGGCGGAACAAUUUGUGUGCCGACGGCCAAACUGUACGCCAAGCACGCAGUGGCCACCCUUGGGGUCGCCCACAAAACCGCAGGAUACUGGCCACACGGGGUGCAGGACUGGAUUUGGAAAAUGAUGGGAGACUUCAUGUGGGCCAAGUGUGUGCAGAAGACUGGCGAGCCAUACAUGACGAAGACAAAAGCUGAAUAAAUGGGAUCAAUCUCGUUUUCGCAAUUAAAUUUUUUAAUCCAAACGCAUUACAGUUUUCAACUCGGUUAAUUUGAAUUCAAAUUUUGUGUAAAUUAAAUAUAAUUCAGAAUGCAGAAAUCUUUUACUUUUCAACAUAAUUAAUUUAAUUUAAAAAUGAUUUGCCAUAAAUAAUGAUUCAUUGUACUGACAGCAUAUAUAGAAUAAAAUAAAUUAAUUCUAUGGGUUCUACUUGAUGAA
This is a messenger RNA of Neocloeon triangulifer, 1281 nucleotides long. RefSeq names its product inactive hydroxysteroid dehydrogenase-like protein 1. NCBI's taxonomy places the organism in Eukaryota, Metazoa, Arthropoda, Insecta, Ephemeroptera, Baetidae. Bases 49 to 1044 code for a protein of 331 amino acids. The transcript is spliced from 6 exons. Gene Ontology annotation, cellular component: endoplasmic reticulum. Gene Ontology annotation, molecular function: oxidoreductase activity. The record is from RefSeq and is a predicted model, not a curated record.